Molecule: messenger RNA, 609 nt
Organism: Parastagonospora nodorum SN15
Lineage: Eukaryota; Fungi; Ascomycota; Dothideomycetes; Pleosporales; Phaeosphaeriaceae
Exons: 3
Coding region: 1-609 (202 amino acids)
Cellular component (GO): mitochondrion
Molecular function (GO): structural constituent of ribosome
Source: RefSeq, a predicted model, not a curated record
AUGAGCUCCCGCAACUACAACUGCUCACACAUCCACCGCAGCCAUGGUGCACAUAAUGAAGCGAGUGCGAAGGCUCAAAGAGGCGCCGUCGUUCUACCCAAAGAAGUGUCAAAGAUCGGCCUCGAGUUCAACAAGAAACUAUACGGCGGACACUUGGGCGCAAGACACUUCUGGCACAAAAUCCUCCCGCGAAUAAAAUACCGCAACCCCGCCCUCCCCAUCUCCAUCAAAAUUCACAACGAUCCAGACGGCCCCUCCCUCCUACACAUCUACACGCGCCAGCCCGCGCCCUCAAAUCCUGGCGCCCCGCCCAGCGCCACGCCCAACGCGCAAACCACCCUCGUGCCCGACACCAGCCCGCCCACGCACACGCUGAACAUCCGCGAAAAGAACGAGUCGGAGAUUCUUGACUUGCUGUUGAAGACGGUGCAGGCGCAGAACGCGCCGCUAGAGCCGAGCGAGGCGGAGCUGGCGGAGAUGCGGGAGUUGGAGGAGCAGAAGGCGCGCGCGGAGAGGGACCGGGUGCAGGUCAGGGAGCACUUUUUGAAAGAGAGGAGGGAGCAGGAGUUGUUGAAGUUGGCGAGGGGGGAGGUGCCGGUUGCGAAUUAG